AGUUAAACCUGUCGCAUGCCAUGGAUAUUUUAAAAAUCCUGUCCCGAGGGACGAAGAAGUCCGCUUCUCAGUUCGAAAUACAAAAACCCUUAAACCAACCUUCCACUCCGCAAUUAUACAAUGAUCCAACUCGGGGAGUGAAGCGCAAGAGAAAGGAGGACCAAUCGGCCUCGAGUUUAAACGUCGAUGAUGACCCUGAUGAGAUUAACUUUUUUGCGCCCCGAACGACGAAAAAGCCAAUUGUCGAGCCUACAGCCAAGGAAGAUCAAAUUGAGGAUGCUUCGAAGUCGCUGCUUGAUGAAGAAGAGGUCCGACAGGUCUUAAAGUCGCAUCGCUUAAAAUUCACCCUUCUCUCUUCGCAUGAUGCCAAGAGGACCAAAGUAAAGAAGUCGAAGAAGGAGGAAGCCAAGACCAAGGUUAAAGAUGGAAAGAAGCCACUAUUCCCGCAGCCAUUGACCUCUUUCUCCGAAUUCCGGUCGACGUAUAAUAUCUCGGCUAGGCUAAGUGAAAACCUCGCGAAGCAGGGAUAUCGAAUACCCACUGAAGUACAAUUGGGCAGCCUGCCGCUAUUACUACAGCCUGAUCGCGCAAUCUCGUCAUCCGUUGCAGAGGAACUUCACUUCAAGACUAAAAGAGGCGUUGAUUUCUUGGCUGUUGCUCCCACUGGUAGUGGCAAGACACUGGCUUUCUUGAUUCCAGCCAUUAACAGCAUCUUGCGCAGGAGAGCUGGUGAAACGGGGCAAAAGGAGCAUAUUCUCGAAGUAGUUGUGGUCGCCCCCACGCGAGAAUUGGCGCACCAAAUUGUCAACGAAGGCAGGAAACUAGCACAAGGCACAGGUGUUAAGAUUGUAGGAAUGAAAAAGGACAUGCGCAUACCUGCUGAAGGGGAAAUUGAUGAUGAUUUGAGCCAUGACGAAGCUAGCUCUAAGAGUGAUUCAGAGACAGGCAGUUCCGAAGAUGAAGAGGAUGACAAGCCGCAAAAAGAGACUACGACUACUAAAGCAGACAUCUUAGUCACCACACCCCAAAUUCUACGGAACUUCUUAAAGUCUAGGACAUUACCGACUGUGAAGUCUCUGAUCCUAGACGAAGCGGACGUUUUGCUCGAUCCGCUCUUCCGCGAGCAAACCCUCGGGAUCUGGUCCGCCUGCAGCAAUAAAUCCCUACGACUUACAUGUUGGUCUGCGACUAUGGGAUCAAACAUAGAGGGCUUAAUGUUGGAACAGUUAAAAUCUCGGGGGUCGUCGUCUGUCCCUCUCAUUCGUCUUGUAGUUGGUCUCAAAGACACGGCUGUUCCAAGCAUUAACCACAAACUCAUCUAUACCGCCACUGAACAAGGCAAGUUGUUUGCGCUUCGCCAGCUCUUGCACCCAAAAUCAUCCAGCGACUCAAUGCCGGAAAUGCGACUUCCCUUUUUGGUGUUUGCGCAAACAAUUGAACGCGCCACGGCACUUCACGACGAGUUGAAAUUUGAUAUACCUGCCGAGGCCGGUGGCUCGACCCGUAUCGCAGCUCUCCAUUCAUCACUCUCAGACUCAGCACGCUCGAGUAUUGUGGCUCGUUUCCGAGCAGGCGAGAUCUGGGUAUUGAUUACUACCGACCUUCUUAUGCGAGGCAUCGACUUCCGCGGAGUGAACGGGGUGAUUAACUACGAUGUUCCAACCUCGGCGGCGGCCUACAUUCACCGGGUUGGUCGAACGGGACGAGCUGGCCACGAAGGUGGCGUGGCCGUGACCUUUUACACUACGGAGGAUGUAGCACAUCUCAAGAGCAUAGCCAAUGUGAUUUCUCUGAGUGAGAAGCAGGCGGGGAAGAAGAGCGAAGAAGGGGUACCGAAGUGGUUGAUGGAUUCGCUCCCGAAGAUGGGGAAGGAGGAAAAGAAGCAGUUGAAAAAGCACGGGGUUGAGUCCCGGCGUGGAAACAAGACCAAGAUCACGACGCAGAGUGCUUGGGAGAGACGAAAGGAGAAUAAUAGGCGUGGUGCUAUCGCUGGAAGCAAAAACAGGAAGAUGCAGGAGGUUAAUAGUGAUACCCAGGGAGGAGACGACGGCGAAUGGGGUGGCAUUGACGGUUGAGUGCCUAAUUUUUUUUAACAAACCUGGAUACAUAUCUGUAGUAGUUGUGAUAAUUAUCAAACUCUACCAAACAUUGAGCAUUGUUAAUACUACCUAGUACUCCUUCUACCGCCGCCUUAA
Molecule: messenger RNA, 2195 nt
Organism: Hypoxylon fragiforme
Lineage: Eukaryota; Fungi; Ascomycota; Sordariomycetes; Xylariales; Hypoxylaceae
Product: P-loop containing nucleoside triphosphate hydrolase protein
Exons: 1
Coding region: 21-2075 (684 amino acids)
Biological process (GO): maturation of SSU-rRNA
Cellular component (GO): 90S preribosome
Molecular function (GO): nucleic acid binding; ATP binding; RNA helicase activity
Source: RefSeq, a predicted model, not a curated record